AUGGAGAUCAAGACUGUGCAGCUUACUCCCUUCACCGACCAGAAGGCCGGAACUUCUGGUCUGCGAAAGAAGGUCACCGUUUUCCAAAAGGAAAACUACAGCGAGUCGUUCGUCACUAGCAUUCUCCUCUCCAUCCCCGAGGGUGCUGAAGGUGCUUUUCUUGUGAUUGGUGGUGAUGGCAGAUUCUGGAACCCUGAGGUCAUCCAAUUGAUUGCCAAGAUCGGUGCCGCCUACGGAGUCAAGAAGCUCCUCAUCGGACAGAAUGGCAUCCUCUCCACGCCUGCUGCCAGCCACGUUAUCCGCAAAUACAACGCUACCGGCGGUAUCCUCCUAACGGCCAGCCAUAACCCUGGCGGUCCCACGAACGAUUUUGGUAUCAAGUACAACCUUGCAAACGGCGGCCCUGCCCCGGAGUCCGUCACCAACAAGAUCUAUGAGGUUUCUAAAAGCUUGACUAGCUAUAAGAUUGCUUCUCUUCCUGAAGUGGAUACCUCCACCAUUGGGACUAAGACCUAUGGCACCCUCGAAGUGGAAAUCGUUGAUAGCACCGCCGAUUAUGUGGCUAUGUUGAAAGAUAUCUUCGAUUUCGACUUGAUCAGGAAGUUCUUCAAAGAUCACCCCGACUACAAGGUCUUAUUCGAUGCUCUCCACGGCGUCACUGGACCUUACGGAAAGGCAAUCUUCGAGACUGAGCUCGGCCUCAAGAACUCAACACAAAACUGUGUUCCCAGUCCCGAUUUCAAUGGCGGCCAUCCCGAUCCCAAUCUGACCUACGCCAGGAGUCUUGUUGACGUCGUUGAUAAGGAGAAUAUUCCUUUCGGCGCGGCCUCGGAUGGCGAUGGUGACCGAAACAUGAUCUACGGCGCCGGCUCCUUUGUUUCGCCCGGCGACUCCCUGGCAAUCAUUUCCCACUACGCGCAUCUGAUUCCCUAUUUCCGCAAGAACAAGGUCCAGGGGCUUGCCCGGUCCAUGCCUACCAGCGGCGCUGUCGAUCUGGUUGCUAAGAACCAGGGUCUCAACUGUUAUGAAGUUCCCACUGGGUGGAAGUUCUUCUGUGCCCUCUUCGAUGCUAAUAAGCUCUCUAUUUGCGGCGAGGAAAGUUUUGGCACUGGCAGCAACCACAUCCGCGAGAAGGACGGUCUGUGGGCUAUCGUAGCCUGGCUCAACAUCAUUGCCGGCCUCGGCGAGGAGAGGGGCACCGCCCCGGCCAUUAAGGAGAUUCAAAAGGACUUCUGGAGCGUGUAUGGCCGCACGUUCUUCACUCGCUACGACUACGAGAACGUCGAUAGCGACGGCGCUAAUAAGGUCCUCGGUGUCCUGAAGGAUCUCGUGGCUGACCCUAACUUUGUUGGAAGCGAGGUUGAAGGUCGGACCGUCACCGAGGCUGGCAACUUUUCUUACACGGACCUUGACGGUUCGGUUGCAUCCAACCAAGGACUCUACGCCCGCUUCUCCUCUGGUACCCGCAUCGUUGUCCGGCUGUCCGGCACGGGGUCUUCCGGCGCCACUAUUCGACUCUACAUCGAGCAGCAUAGCAGUGACCCAUCGACUUAUGAGCAAGAUGCCCAGGACUUCCUAGCUCCCGAGAUCAAGGUGGCUACUAGACUUCUCAAGUUCAAGGAAUAUGUCGGCACUGACGAGCCUACCGUGAAGACAUAA
Scedosporium apiospermum is the source of this 1659-nucleotide messenger RNA. RefSeq names its product Phosphoglucomutase. The transcript has 5 exons. The coding region runs from base 1 to 1659 and encodes 552 amino acids. Gene Ontology annotation, biological process: carbohydrate metabolic process. NCBI's taxonomy places the organism in Eukaryota, Fungi, Ascomycota, Sordariomycetes, Microascales, Microascaceae. Gene Ontology annotation, molecular function: phosphoglucomutase activity; magnesium ion binding. Gene Ontology annotation, cellular component: cytosol. The record is from RefSeq and is a predicted model, not a curated record.